UGCUACGCAUAUGGAGUAACCGUUUAUAAAAGCAAUAAGCCCCACGAAACAGUGGGUUACAAGCGCAUUUUAUAACAGCUAAGGGGGAUUUAGGCAAUCCGCGAAAACGCUCUUAGCUGUUAUGAGUGUUCUGUGACCCACUACUGCUUGGGGUUUUUUGCUUUAUUCUGAGUCUUUUUUUUGUUAGUACCCCAAGAUACUACACCAACUGUGGAUUAUGAACCAAUACUACACAAAAACAGCAAAAUCCUUGCGGCUGACCCGCCCAUCUGCAUCUAGCUCCAACCUACGCUUUAACUAACUCGGAACUUCUAGAAGUUUAUUUUGGCGGCUGGCAAACUAAUGUGGUGCAUUACCGCCACCCAGUGGACUCAAUCGUAGUGCACGAAAAGAGGCAAAUUGUACUGUAAAUUACUUUUGUAUGUUAAUGUUCUAUUUAAAUCUUUUUUUGUAAAGAUCUCAAGACCUCAGUGAAGACGGCCAAAACAUAUCUUGUUCAUAUCUUGUUUUGUAGUUCAGCAAUAUCUGCAACCACACAGUGUUGUGUGUUUGUCCGUUCAAAACAGUAACAUGUGGUGAUUGCCUAAUUCUUUAUUUUACCGUUGUUUUUCUUUUUGCAUAAUGCUUUUACUCAUUCAUAUUAAACAGUAUGCGUAAACUGAACGAGGCGACGUCAGCUUAAAGUAUUUAAUAUUCAUGAGGUAAGAAUUCGCAGUCGAAGCGUCAUUGGUCAUACACACGCAGCUCACUACAAUACAACAUUUGCUCGAAGAACUUUUCUUUGUACUGUAGAAUUUUGUUCCAAGAAAAAAAUCCGGGGAUCAAAUAAUUGAUAAACACACAAUUGUACCGUUCCUUUAGUCAUUUAAAUGUGUGUGAAAAGAUGCUAAAUCCUUCUGCAAACGGCGAGUCAUCCCAUGUUGUGGUGAAAUAUGUUGAGGAGUACAUGGACCUUGUCGAGUCUUUGCCUCUGGACCUACAGAGAUGUGUGUCUCACAUGAGAGAAAUAGAUGCCAGAUAUCAAGAGAUUCUCCAGGAAUUGGAUGAAAAUUAUGAAAAACAAAGACAAGAAUCAGAUCCUGUACAGAGGAAGCGCCUUCUCCACUGGAUCCAGCGGUCUUUGAUCCGCACAGAAGAACUAGGAGAUGAGAAGAUCCAGAUAGCAGGUCAAAUGGUGGAACUGGUGGAGAACCGCUGUCGGCAGCUUGAAUGCCAGGGCGAGCUUUUCCACGCCUGCCAGGACUCACCGGAAAACAUUGUGUCUGUGGGCAGUGCCCCCAGUGCCAUAGCAACAGUACCUAUGACACCCCUCUCUUCCUCGCUGCUGUCAGUGAGUAAACCAUGCGUGGAUAAAAAACGCGAUGAGGCUCUAAGCUCAGUUGACAAGUCUGGUGGAAAGCGGUCACGAAGGCAAAAGAAUGGUUCAGAGAACAGGGAAAACUCAAAUUAUGGCAUGGAGCACACCGAGGAGGUAGGUUCUUGCACGCCGAAGGAGAAAAAGGCUAAGACAUCAUCCACGUCAUCAAAGAAGAAAAAGAGGUCAAAAAGCAAGCAAGAUAGAGAGCCGUCACCAACAGAUCUUCCCAUUGACCCAAAUGAACCCACGUAUUGCCUGUGUGAGCAGGUGUCUUAUGGGGAGAUGAUAGGUUGUGAUAAUGAUGAGUGCACAAUUGAAUGGUUUCACUUCUCUUGUGUCGGUCUGCACCAUAAGCCCAAAGGAAAGUGGUACUGUCCAAAGUGCAGAGGUGACAAUGAGAAGACAAUGGACAAAGCUUUAGAGAGAUCGAAAAAAGAACGGGCAUACAACAGGUAGUGUGCAGUUUACCCGGUUGCUGUGUUCAUUUCAUAAAGUGUGUCGGGCACUGAAUGUACCCAGUGUUUUAAGACAGGCUUUGUGAUGUUCUAAUAUCUUGAUCACUGGUUUGUAUAUAUUUUAGGAAUGUAGUUUAGCUAAAGGCUUAGUGAUACAAAGAAGUCACUUUUCAGCCAACAUGUAUGUAUAAUACUCUGUUUAUAUUCAUAAGCAUUUCAUUUUUUUCAGUAAUGUUGUAUUUUUGCUUUGUCUUACAGUAUGAAUGUUAAUGUAAAAAAUAUGACAUUCAUA
Triplophysa dalaica is the source of this 2104-nucleotide messenger RNA. It is a transcript of the gene ing1, whose product is annotated as inhibitor of growth family, member 1. Lineage: Eukaryota; Metazoa; Chordata; Actinopteri; Cypriniformes; Nemacheilidae. The coding region runs from base 884 to 1813 and encodes 309 amino acids. Gene Ontology annotation, biological process: positive regulation of DNA-templated transcription. The transcript is spliced from 2 exons. The record is from RefSeq and is a predicted model, not a curated record. Gene Ontology annotation, cellular component: nucleus.